Paramuricea clavata is the source of this 9570-nucleotide messenger RNA. The record is from the annotation of a GenBank genome assembly. NCBI's taxonomy places the organism in Eukaryota, Metazoa, Cnidaria, Anthozoa, Malacalcyonacea, Plexauridae.
AUGAAGAACUAUAAAAUUACGAAGAAUAAUACGAACAAGCUAAUGAACGAAGCCCGUCGCCAAUUUUACAAGAACUUCAUUGAGACAAAUAACUCUAAUCAACAUACGUUAUUCGCAGCCGCGAAGAAAUUACUUAAUCAUGGUGACAAGAGAGUUGCGUUUCCUCCUUCUGUUGAUAAACUUGAAUUUGCUAACCAAAUGGGUACUUAUUUCGUUGAAAAAAUCCAUAAUAUUCACACUAAUCUUGAAAAUAUGGGGCACGAUUUACCCGAGUUUGAAGUUUAUAACACAUCUGAAACAACUGCUCAUCUAAGUAACUUUAACACACUCACCGAAGAAGAUGUUCGAACGCUUAUCAAAGAGUGCGGAAAAAAGAACUCUGCUGUCGACCCCAUGCCAACGUCACUGGUGAUCGACCUAAUCGAUGUGUUAUUACCGACUAUCACCAAGAUAAUUAAUCUGUCAUUGGACUCAGGGACGUUUGCUGACGUCUGGAAAUGCGCUCUUGUACACCCGCUCUUGAAAACUGUCGGAGUGGAUCCACUUUUCGUGAAUUGUAGACCUAUAAGCAACCUACAGAACAUUUCCAAAUUAACUGAGAAAAUUGUAUUUAGUCAGACCCAUUCGCAUAUGAUGGCCCACUCAUUAUAUCCUGAGCUACAAUCAUCUUAUCGUCGAUAUCAUAGCACUGAAACCGCACUGCUCAAAGUUACAAACGAUAUCCUGCUAAAAAUGAACUCGCAAGAAGUUACUUUACUGGUUACACUUGAUCUAAGUUCCGCGUUUGACACUGUCAAUCACGAAAUAUUGCUUCGCCGUCUCCGAAAUGAGUUUGGCAUUCACGGAAAAGUCUUGGAUUGGUUCAAAUCAUACCUGCACAACAGAGGUCAGCAAAUUUCUAUCGAAGGUAUACUAUCCCAACGUUUCGAUUUGGACUCAGGAGUUCCACAAGGGUCGUGCUUGGGUCCCCUUCUUUUUAUUAUACAGGGUGUAUAAAAAAAACUGAACAGAUUUGAAAUUGCUGUCAAUUUCGCAAAACACCUAUUUGUAUCUGUUUUUUUAUAUAUAUAGCUUCUUUGGGUACUUAUAAUGUAAAAUAAUGAAAAAAAUUUCUCGAACCCAAAUUUUGUGAACCAGGGGUGUGUGUCUUUUCCAACAAAAUAAAAAUGGCUCGCGCACAAAAUUUAAAAGCUGUAAUCAUAGUUUGAGUUAACAGAUUGAAAAUUUGUCGGGUUUUUAAUUACUGUACGAAAUUUCAGACAAUUUGGUUUAGUUUAAGCCCUUUAACUAUUCAUUUUGUUCUAAAAAGUCAGCCUUUCGCUAGCUUAAUUAAUGCCUUUACCUAAUUUGCAUAUUGCUGACAUAUGCAAAUUAGGCAAAUGCAUUAAUUAAGCAUGCAAAUAGCUGAUUUUUCGGGAAAAUUGUAACUCAAAUUGUCUGAAAUUUUGUACAGUAAUUAAAAUCCCGACAAAUUGUCCAUCUAUUAACUCAAAAUAUGAUUGCAGCUUUUAAAUUUUGUGCGCCAGCCAUUUUUAGUUUGUUCGAAAAGACACACCCCCUGGUUCACAGAAUUUGAGUUCGAGAAAUUUUUCUCAUUAUUCUACAUUAUAAGUACCCAAAGAGGCUAUAUAUAUAAAAAACCGGAUACAAAUAGCUGUUUUGCGAAAUUGAGAGCAAUUUUAAAUCUGUUCAGUUUUUUUUUAUACACCCUGUAUAUGCAUCCAAGCUGUUUAAAAUAAUUGAAGAUCAGCUUCCCGACUCACAUGGUUAUGCCGACGAUACACAGCUCUACCUCAGUUUUAAGCCAAGUUUAAGUACGUCACAGGAAGACGCUUUAUGUGCGAUGGAGUCUUGUAUCGAUAAGAUAAGACGCUGGAUGAUUCAGGAUAAACUCCUGAUGAACGAUGGCAAAACUGAAUUCUUGGUCAUUGGCACUCGUCAGCAAUUAUGUAAACUUCAGCCUAUCAGCAUUUCAGUUAAUAAUUCUGUGAUUUCUCCUAGCCCGCAUAUUAAGAACGUUGGCAGCUGGUUGGACUCGAACUUAAACAUGACUACUCAUAUCACAAAAGUAUGUAAAGCCUGUUUUUUCCACCUGCAUAAUAUCAGACGAAUUAAGAAAUAUCUAUCAAGAGACAACUUACUGAUCCUAGUACAUGCUUUCAUCACCAGCAGGCUCGACUACUGUAACAGCUUAUUCUACGGUCUCCCUGGAAAGCAAAUAUCUAAACUACAGCGUGUUCAGAAUGCCGCUGCAAGAUUAGUAAUGGACGUUCCAAAAUAUUCUCAUAUUACGCCCGUACUGUAUGAACUACACUGGCUUCCGGUACAUGCUAGAAUACAAUUCAAGGUGUUACUAUUUGCUUUUAAAGCUAUACACGAUCUAGCACCAUCUUAUAUUAAGGAUCUCAUUAAUGUCAAAUCGAAGUCGUCCUUCAACGUAAGAUCUAACAAUGGCACUCUACUGGAACCUCCAGCAGGCAGGAUGCUUACCACCUUGGGUGCCCGAUCCUUUCACGCGGCUGCACCUCAUCUUUGGAACAGUCUUCCACUUGGUAUACGUUCACUUAUAUCUAUUGACUUGUUCAAGAAAUCAAUUAAAACUCAUCUUUUUAGGAACGUUUUUACUGACUUUUUAUAAGAUACGAAUAUUGAAUUUUAAGAAUGUUAAUAUUUAAUAAAUUCAUCAGUAACAAUGUAAAUAAUCAAUAAUGUAAAUAUUGUAUCUAUUCUUAACUCUGUGAAGCGCUUUUGAUCAAUUGUUGUAAAUAGCGCUAUAUAAGUAAUAAAUUUAUUAUUAUUAUUAUUAUUAUUACACACAUACAAACCCAGAUGAUUACAUAACCUUCUGGCGGAGGUAAUGAUUACAUAACCUCCUGGCGGAGGUAAUGAUUACAUAACCUCCUGGCGGAGGUAAUAACUAAUUUAUUUACUUCUUGUUAUCAUUGUAUGUAUGAAAAUAUUAUGAUUUUCAAGACAAAAAAAGGGUCAACCUCGUUGUAAGGGUCUUUCUUAGAACGGCGCGAGGCGAAGGAAAAACCCCGUUUUCGGCUGGUCACGUGUCAACAAGAUUCUGGGUGAUAAAUUAAAAUGAUACUAUGGGCAGGGUGGGAGAGGAGCGUGUUUGUCGCGUUUGUAACAAUAUUUGCAAUUUUGUGUGAUGAAAUUUAAAUUUGCAAGAAGAAAUCGUGAAGAGAACUGCAAUUAAAAAUUAAUAUUUAUCGUGAUGUGACUUUCUGCUCUAUAAUCUAGUGUUGAGUUACAAUUCAAGCAAGUUGGAUCAGAUUUCAACUUAUAGACUUGCCAAACACGCCUGGGCGGCGUGGCAAUACGCCUACAAGAAAAUUCAUAUCUCUAGACCGACCAAUGUGGUUUAUAUUUAUUUAAUUGUUAGUAUUAAAGUAUAUCCUGAUACUUGGACCAAAAGAAUAUAUUUAUUGAUGAGAUGUGGAAUUAGUGGAACGAGAUAGUGAGAUCUUUUGAUUUCCGAAACUGUAUCGCCCGAGGUAUCGCCAAGACGCCAACUGUAUCGAGAUUGUUGAUUAUAAAGGCCUUAUCAAAAAACUUAAAUCCCGUCGAAAGACUAUAAAAUUUCCUGCAAGAUCUCAACGAUCAUGGUAUAUGUCAAAGUCUAGCUGUCUGUUGAAAAUCUACGCUAUUACAGUAAAGUCAUACAUCAAAGAUAAGUCGAACGACAAUAUAUUUAUGUCUUUCAAUGAGCACUGUUUAGUACUGUCUGUGUUUAUACCACAUUUAUAAAUUUUAUAAACAGCAUUCGUUUUGAUACAAGCUUUAAUUUUCUGCUUUAUAUUCAAUUUUCUGCUAUAUUCUUAAUAAUACAAGUGAGAUUUAAAUUUUUUGCUUUGUGAAAUAGAAUACCGUUAUUUUUUAAUGGACAGCUUGUAUCGUCUCUAUCAUAUCCAGGAUUGCUUGUGUGUAAAUAGCCUACAUGUAUCACUAUAUAUGCCACUAUCAAAUAAAUAUAGAAAUAUAAAUGAACUUAUUGAACUAGAAAUAAACAGAUGAUUGAGAGACAAUGAGAACUGUUAGUCGAAAAUUUAUGUGUACUCGUACGUAUGGCAGUCUGUGCGCGUCUGACAUUGUAAAUUUGUGAUGUAGAUUAUAAUCUAGCUAGUUGUCUGUAUAUUAGGAAACUUAUCAGACCAAGAAAAAGGCUAAAGCCUUUAAUACUAUAAUUAAUAAAUAUAAUACAAAUUAUGUACUAAAUCCAAAUUUUAAAGAUAAAUCACUGACAGACAUUUCUCUGUUUGGCUGGUAUCAAAUGUUUACAUUUGCUGAUAUUGGACUCUACUCUCUAGUUCUACUGUCUAGUAAUACAAUACAAUACUGUUUCUUUUAAAAAUCUUAUAAACAAGACGUGCAAAGCAUAGUAACGUUUACAAAAAAGGACAAAUCUAAUGCUUGUUUUAAAAACAUAACAUAUGUGGAAAUGGUGACCACUGAAAAGCCCAUAAACGUUUGUUAUAAAACCGCGCUCGAGUGUGAAGAGAGCAUUGAAUAAUAAUAACACGAGAGCGAGAGCACUGCGAGUAACGAUUUGCUUGGUUUUACUGUUGGUAAAAAUGUAACAAUGUUCUUGUAAAUUCAAAGCAAAUAAAAUAAACAAAAAUUAGCAAGUAUUUUGAACUUACUGAUAGUUCGCAAAAUUUAUGUUUUUUGUAAUUUGAUACUUUAAACACACACCCUCGGGCGAUCAAUUUUGGACGAGGCACGUGACCAGUCGAUACCAGGGUCUUUCCUAAAGACCCUGGGAACGAGUUUGAAGAAGGGUAAGUUUUUUGUUUGUUUAACCCCUCCCUCUCCCCUACUUUUAUUUUCAUUCAGUUAUGUGCUACUAUGUUUCCACAUAAAUAUCUCAUGCUACCAAAUUAUUUUUUUCUACAGUUUUGCAAUUCUGACGGAUGUGAAUGGUGCCAUGUUAACUGCUGGAUGAAACCAAAUGGUUGUUACAGCCAAAAUAUAAUAUGGAUAUAUCAGCCUAGACCUAGGCCUUCUACUUUUAUUUUUAUUUUUUUAAUAUUCAGCGCUUUUUCACAUGAAAAGACUGGGACUAGGUGAUUUGGGGGCGGGCCGGAGGAAGGACACAAGCCUGACGCAAGCGAAAAAAUAGAAGGCCUAGUGGAUUUCCCAACAACAAGGCCAAAACUGCCCUGAAAGUGCCCUGGUUGAGAAAUGCCCAAUUAUUGCGUUCUCAAACAGAAUUAUUUGCAACUUAUUUUUAACAGCGAAUUUAAACCGAUACAGGUGAAAUGAACUCAUUUAUAGUAUAAACUUACUAUUUUUAUUUGUAUACACGUCUAGAAAAUCGUGUUUUUUUUAUAAUAAAGUUUGAAGCAACACUAUUAUUAUGUUGACAAGGUGAAGCGAAAGCACAAAAUAAUAAUUCUUUUAUUCGCAAGACAAUCUACUGUUUUGCUUUGAAUAACUAUAUUUGCGAAUUGGAAAUGAGGAUUUUGAAAUUAUUGUUCAAAUAUUACGGAUAUACCAUUUGUAAACAAUGUACGUUUUUAUAUACAGUACUGUACGGGUUAAUAAUAUAUGUAUCCGUUUUAUUUAAUAAAUUAUAAUUGUAUAUGUGUUUGUAUAUUUUACAAACACAAGACUGCUUCUUGCCAAAAUUGAGAAAAUAUAUAUUAAUGUAGUUGUGUAUAAGACAAAAUUUCAUGAAAGAUUCUACUUUUGGUAUAUAUUUUGACUCAUUUUGUGCUUUCGCUACACCUUGUCAACAUAUUAAAUAAUAGUGUUGCUUCGAACUUUAUGAUAAACUAGACGUGUAUACACAUAAAAAUAGUAAGUUUAUACUAUAAAUGAGUUUAUUUUACCUGUAUCGGUUUAAAUUCGCUGUUAAGUUGCAAAUAAUUCUGUUUGGGAACGCAAUAAUUGGGCAUUUCGCACAAGGGCAGUUUCAAGGCAGUUUUGGCCUUGUUGUUGGGAAAUCCACUGGGCCUUCUAGGCUUGCUUCCUCCGCCCCACCCCCAAAUCACCUAGUCCCAGUCUUUUCAUGUGAAAAAGCGCUGAAUAUUAAAAAUAUAUAAAUAAGACCAUCCUCGGACCCAGGGCCUCACGGCUGACACUGCGUUGCCGGAGGCCCUGGCGAAAACCAAAACCGGAACUUCAAAAAUCUUGUAGUUUGCCGGAAGUAAACGUAAUAAAAUGCUGACUCUGCAUCUUUUUUGCAAGGAGUGAACUUUGAGAAUUUCUCGAAAGAAAUAAUGUUUUACAUGCAAGAUAAACAUUAAUUUGAUCUGGUUAUUUCACCAUUAAAUGAUUUAAUGAUUGACCAAAUCAGUAAACUAAAGGAUCAUGUAAAUGUUUCAAUUAUAAAAGCUGUUCAAGUUGAUGAAUCGAAGGAUAAAAUGUGUAGUUUGGGAGAGUCAUUGUAUAUGGACAGCAAUCAAUUGGAGAACAUGAAAGUUAUUGAAUUUUUAUUAUAAUCGACGAAAUAUACAGACAAUUUAAAAGCGAUAGUUGUGGACGAAGCCCAAUCUUGUUACUGAAUGGUGAGUGAGUGAUACUGAUAUAUUUGCUUGUUUCUCAAUAUUCUUUCUUUGCUAUAUUAAUGGUUAUCUGCAAGACUGUGCACAUACAGACAACAUAAUAUUCUGUUUAAUACACCCGGUCUAAACGCAGCAUUUUACAUGUGCCAAGUCUAGAAAAGUUUGUUCAACCUUUUAAGUACUACCAAAUUAUUUUACUCAGCUUAACAUGCCAGAUGAUUGAGUGUACUGGUCAAUGUGAGAAUGCUUAACUGCUCAAUGGGUUAAUCAGAUUAUUUAUUGUACUUUACUAUCUUACUGUCUAAUGUCAGACAAUUUUGCUCAUCAAGGGGAGAGUGGGUAUAAUUGCAAAGUAAUUACUUUGCCACUUUGGACAAAUGUAUAAGUUACAUAGGUUUACUACGUACCGGUAUGUACAUAAAUUCAACAUUUAAAUCAAAUGUCAAACUUUAUUAUUUGAGUCAAACUUUAUUAUUUGAGUCAAACCAUGUAAAUUCACAUUAGAUUUGGCACAUGUAAAAUGCGGCAUUUAGACAGAGACAAUGAGCAUAAAAACCUGAAAUAUUAUGUGCAUCCCACCCACCCCCUUCGUCCCUCUCCCCACCUUAAUCUUGGUAUCCGCAGAUAACGAUUGUUUGUAGGAUAUACAACUACCUGUAAGGUAUCAUGUGUGACUGCAUACUACAAGCUAGUAUCAUAUUGUACAGUUUAAUACAUAUAUAUGAUUUGAAAUAUGUAUUUUCUUGCCAGCCAUUUUCAAUCAUAAAAUUAUCCAUGUUGCUGUUAAAUUAUGAUUGGCCUAAAAUUUUUGGCUAAAGAUUGUUUUAAUUUAUAAACAUUGUACUACUACUACCUUAGGAAGGAUUUCAGGCCUUGCUAUGAAAGGAUUGGUAUGUCGGGAAGUUUGUUUCUUCAUCAACUCAGAGAAAGAAGUUGCAUCAACAACUCUACAACGGUUUUUUGACAGAUGUUUUAAGCGAAAGUAUAUAUCAGAAUCUGUAAAUAUUAGAUAUCUUUUAGAAAUACAAGGCAGAAAUAUUUUUAAAGCUUCUGUAAAUCAGAAGAGUGCCAUAGUCGACUUGAUACCAAGAAAAAAAUCCACAAGCUACUCUUUGAGGACAGAGUUUAGUCAGUAUCCAAGAGUGAACACGGAACGUUUUAAAUUGUCGUUUGCAAAUAGAUUAAUUUUUAACUAUAACCUAUUCAUAUGAUGUAAACUUUACUAAUUUAUUCUUAAUAUAUACUUGUAACAUAAGAUAUGUAUUUUUAUCUUUUGAUCUAAUAAAAAGACUUUUGAAAAAGACUUUUGAAUUGAAUCAACUCAGAGAAAUUAGAAAGAAAUUUCAUCAACUAAGAAAAAGAAAGAAAUUACAUGAACGAAAUAAACAAUUUUGUGUCAUUGAUAUAAAUAAUGAUUUAUUCUUACAAUUUCCUCUAUGAAAAUUUGGUGUGUUAAUAAAGAUACUGUAAAAAAUAAAUAACAGCUUUAUGAUGCAUCCAUGCAGUGCUUAAAUAUUGCAGUGGUGUAGUUAAUGGAGGUGUGUGGGUAACAGUGUGCUUGUGUGUGGAGGCCGGAUGCUCCAGGAGUUCCCCGACAAGGAAUAUCAAUUCCCUGACAAGGAAUAUCAGGUUCCCCGACAAGGAAUAUCAGGUUCACAACAGGGGGCUAUAUAUAAUCUUUCAAACAGUAAAAUUAUUGUUUUGUAUGUUCAACUUAUGCUCACACAUGAAAAUGUUGAAUUUUUUGGCUCUCAUGAAAUGGUGCAGAAUUUAUUGUCUGUAACAGUGCAUUUACCAGCACUACAAAACAAGGUCAUUACAAAACAUAAUUUUUCCCAGUACAUUCCACUUCCCUGAUUGGGGAGGGGCUAGAAUUUCCACAUAGGGGAGCUACAGCCCCCCCCCCCCUACCUGAUCCUUGCACUGCCUCUGCCUUACCCAAUUUCUCUUCAAAAGUUUACAAAUUAUAAAUUUGGUGCUGUUGACAUGAAGUGCUCCUCAAUUUUAAAUUUCAAAACUUUCCUCCUGUGCCUAUGGUGACUAAUUAAACCUUGAAAUCUAGCACUAUAAUUUAUAAAAAUUAUGUCAACUGCAUGUAAGAGAUUCAGAAGUUAGUUUCCCAGAUGUUGACACAUUACUUAAUACUGAAUGUAUGUAUACAGCAUAAAAUUGGGAGGCUCAUCACCAGUGUAGCAAAGUUGCAGUAUUACUAUUAACAAUAUAAUUUGUCAACUGUAAAAAAACAUUGAUAGCCUAUAAAUUAAGCAAAAUAUUGCAUGAAAUUUAAGGCAAAACAAGGUGGAAGAACUAACAUUUCCAGCUAUUAUAUUAAUCACUUUGUCAUUAUUAAAUAGUAUUAAAAUACAAUAUGUCAUUAUUAAAUACAUUUAAUAUAAAAUACAAUAUUUUUACAUAAAUUAAGAGCCUUUGAUGAAAUUGAUAUAAAAUCAAUAAAGUAUGUCUAUUAAAUAUAGUGUAUUAUAAAAUCAUUUAUAUUUUAUAAUAUACUAUAUUUAAUAUAAUAUUAUGUAUGGCAUGGACCCCUCUUGCAUUGAACAACCACACAGACUGUCAGACACUCAUUGACGAUCAGGAUUUUCUCAUUUGUAAUUGAAAGAUGCAAGACAUCACUCACAAUUUUUGUAGAUUUGUACAAUUAACGGUACAGUCUUUCUCGCAUAGCCUUUCGCCUGUCUUUGUUUAUACUCUGUAUAUAAUUAAAUCUCGUAUAUAAAACUAUAAAAUGUCCCUUGGCUUCCGCGAUUUCAAUCUUUAAAUAAUCCAAUGUCCAAUUUUGUGCAGCUUUUUAAUACAUUGUGACACAACAUCCAACAUUUUUUAUAUUAAAAAUAAAAUUUCCAUUGAUAGACAGCAGAUUUCAACGACCAAAACGACUCUUCGUCUUCUUUGAAGAGUUAAUACACUCCUAUCUACUCCCAUAGUCAGCCAUAUUUAUUAGUAAAAGUUCGUGUUCAAUUUCCGCAUUCCAUUGUUUUCAUGCUACCAAUCAAAUCACUUCUCGUUUUGGUUUUCGCCAGGGCCUCCGGAACGCAGU